GCCCGACCUUCCCACGGUCCACCUGCCCCGCGGCGGGUUAAAGGCGGGGAAGCCGGGUGCGGGGAGAGAGGCGCCCGCACAUGCGCCUUGAGGGAAGAUGGCACCUGCCGGCUGCUGGUGGGGCGGCGCUGUCUCUGUCGCCGGCGCUGCCCCGCGCCUCCUGGUGCUGGUGCUGGUGCUGGUGCCGGUGCUGCUGGGGGUCCUGUCCGUUCAGCUGCACCCGGGGGCCUUGGCCACUGAGUACUACUCUCCGCUGUCGCUGCUCAAGCAAGAGCUACAACACCGACAGCAGCCGGAGGCCCCGGCAGGCGGCGGCGGCUGUAACCCGCAGUCGGGAGACUGGGGGGACCCGUACUCGGCCGAGUGCAGCGAGUCGUCCUUUUUGAACUUCCAUGAUUCAAACUGUGAGCCCAGAGGAUCACCACCCUGUGACUCUUUGCUUUCCCUCAACACUGAAAAGAUUCUGAGCCAGGCCAAAUCUAUUGCAGAACAAAAGAGAUUCCCAUUUGCUACUGAUAAUGACAGCACAAAUGAAGAGUUAGCGAUUGCUUAUGUGUUGAUUGGCAGUGGUCUCUAUGAUGAAGCAAUAAGGCAUUUUUCAACAAUGCUGCAGGAGGAGCCUGAUCUGGUUAGUGCAAUUUAUGGCCGAGGGAUAGCCUAUGGAAAGAAGGGACUACAUGACAUUAAGAAUGCUGAGCUUGCUCUGUUCGAAUUGAGCCGAGUAAUUACCUUGGAACCAGACCGUCCAGAGGUAUUUGAGCAGCGAGCAGAAAUUCUGUCCCCUCUGGGACGAAUCAACGAAGCAGUGAAUGACCUCACUAAAGCUAUUCAACUUCAGCCCUCAGCACGGCUGUACAGACAUCGGGGGACCCUCUAUUUCAUAUCAGAGGACUAUGCAACAGCCUAUGAAGACUUUCAGCAGUCCUUAGAACUGAACAAAAAUCAACCUAUAGCUAUGCUAUACAAAGGUUUAACUUUCUUUCACAGAGGACUUUUGAAGGAAGCUAUUGAAUCCUUCCAAGAGGCUUUGAAGCAGAAAGUUGAUUUUAUUGAUGCAUAUAAAAGUCUGGGACAGGCCUAUAGAGAACUGGGCAAUUUUGAAGCAGCCACUGAGAGCUUUCAAAAGGCACUGUUGCUCAAUCAAAAUCACGUACAGACCCUCCAGCUUCGGGGAAUGAUGCUUUAUCACCAUGGCAGCUUACAGGAAGCCCUUAAAAACUUUAAGCGGUGUCUGCAGCUAGAGCCAUAUAAUGAAGUAUGCCAGUAUAUGAAAGGACUCAGCCAUGUUGCGAUGGGACAGUUUUAUGAAGGGAUAAAAGCACAGACUAAAGUUAUGCUAAAUGAUCCUCUCCCAGGUCAGAAGGCUAGCCCAGAGUAUCUUAAAGUGAAGUAUCUCCGAGAAUAUUCUCGAUAUCUUCAUGCACACCUUGAUACUCCCCUUACGGAAUAUAACAUUGAUGUGGAUCUGCCUGGAAGCUUUAAGGACCAUUGGGCUAAAAAUCUGCCUUUUCUCAUAGAAGACUAUGAAGAGCAGCCAGGGUUGCAACCCCACAUAAAAGAUGUAUUACAUCAUAAUUUUGAGAGUUAUAAGCCUGAGGUACAAGAGCUGAUAUGUGUAGCUGAUCGUUUGGGAUCACUGAUGCAGUAUGAAACACCUGGUUUCCUGCCAAACAAGAGAAUACACAGAGCCAUGGGUUUGGCAGCAUUGGAAGUCAUGCAAGCUGUACAACGUACAUGGACCAACUCAAAGCUUCGAAUGAAUGGAAAAACUCGGCUGAUGCAAUGGAGAGAUAUGUUUGACAUUGCAGUAAAAUGGAGAAGGAUUGCUGAUCCAGACCAGCCUGUGCUGUGGUUAGAUCAAAUGCCAGCACGAAGUCUUAGCAGAGGCUUUAAUAAUCACAUUAAUUUAAUCAGGGGUCAAGUGAUUAACAUGAGAUACCUGGAAUAUUUUGAGAAAAUACUUCAUUUUAUUAAAGAUAGAAUUCUUGUUUAUCAUGGAGCUAAUAAUCCUAAAGGAUUGUUGGAAGUUAGAGAAGCUCUGGAAAAGGUACACAAGGUAGAAGACCUUCUUCCAAUUAUGAAGCAGUUUAAUACUAAAACAAAGGAUGGCUUCACUGUGAACACAAAAGUUCCAAGCCUCAAAGAUCAAGGGAAGGAAUAUGAUGGAUUCACAAUUACCAUUACAGGAGACAAAGUUGGCAAUGUACUAUUUUCGGUGGAAACUCAAACCACAGAAGAAAGAACACAAUUAUAUCAUGCUGAAAUAGAUGCACUUUAUAAAGACCUGACAGCAAAAGGAAAAGUAUUGAUUCUUUCAUCAGAAUUUGGGGAGGCUGAUGCUGUUUGUAACUUAAUUUUAUCCUUAAUUUAUUACUUUUAUAAUUUAAUGCCACUCUCUCGAGGAUCCAGUGUAAUAGCUUAUUCAGUGAUCGUGGGAGCACUGAUGGCAAGUGGAAAAGAAGUAGCAGGAAAAAUUCCCAAAGGGAAGUUAGUUGACUUUGAAGCUAUGACAGCCCCCGGUUCAGAGGCUUUUAGCAAAAUAGCCAAAAGCUGGAUGAACUUAAAAAGUAUUUCUCCUUCUUAUAAGAUUCUUCCAUCAGUAUCAGAGACGUUUCCAACGUUAAGAUCAAUGAUAGAGGUGCUAAACACAGACUCUUCUCUACGAUGUCUUAAGAAACUCUGAUUACUCUGUAGUAUUUAUACGAGUAAAAGGCCGGGACCUCUUGCUUCUUAAGUUAUUUUUUUAAACGUGGAAUUAUAAAGAAAUUAGGUCCUUUAUUACUUUUGAUACCAAUUUUUGAUAGGAAUUGAAUACUUGAAAUCAUUUUCAUUAUUUUUCUGAACCAUGUCAAAAAUCAUGAAAGAGGGCUUUUGGGGGAAGAAAAAGCUUAUGUCUGGGAGGGAAAAGUGUAUGUAUUGGCCAGUGGCCUAUUGGCUUGCACUUUAAAGUCAUAUGACUACUCCCUUACAGCAAAAAAAGUUUACUUCAAAGACCAAAAAUUAAGAACUAAAAUUAACAGAACCAACAACAAAACAGGAGUGCUUUCCUUCCUUUAAAUAUUUGGUUAUUUUUCAAAGACUUUUUUUUUAUGCACUUUGUGAGAGAGUAUCUGUUUUUUCAACUCAUGUAGUCUCCAUGGAUGAGGUCUACGUUUUAUUUGAAUUAUGGAAGAUUCAUGGGCCAUUGAUAUGUGCCAUAGAAUUCACACGGCCAGGAGCACUUAUUUUGUAUGAUGCAGACAGUAUUUGCUAAUGACCCAAACACUGAAUUAUGGAAACAUGAGUGUUUUUUCUUUUUUUCUUUGUCAGGGAAGAAAAUAACAAGGGUGACUUCUAUACAUCACCACCAGUGUUUGGCACUGGAUUAUGUAUGUUUUUAUUUUGUGAACUAGUUUCGCUUUCAGGUAUGCACCCUUCAGAAAAUUACUGAUUUUUUUUUUUCCAUCAGGGUCAAUGACAAUGAACAAGUAAAAUUAGUUAAUUAAAAUGUCAUUUCUAAUUCA
Molecule: messenger RNA, 3503 nt
Organism: Choloepus didactylus (southern two-toed sloth)
Lineage: Eukaryota; Metazoa; Chordata; Mammalia; Pilosa; Megalonychidae
Gene: TTC13
Product: tetratricopeptide repeat domain 13
Exons: 23
Coding region: 98-2683 (861 amino acids)
Molecular function (GO): protein binding
Source: RefSeq, a predicted model, not a curated record